This is a messenger RNA of Paramisgurnus dabryanus, 2045 nucleotides long. RefSeq names its product finTRIM family, member 87 (gene ftr87). Gene Ontology annotation, molecular function: protein binding; zinc ion binding. The record is from RefSeq and is a predicted model, not a curated record. NCBI's taxonomy places the organism in Eukaryota, Metazoa, Chordata, Actinopteri, Cypriniformes, Cobitidae.
CCUGAUAUUUUUUCAUGUGUGAUUGCCUGCUGUGGGCUGUUUUGCAUUGAAACCUGAUGAGUGUCUGCCUGCAUUAUCCCCACGCCCAGUUUAUACACAAACAGCCUAUUGUCCCCGUCCAGUCCAGGUGGCUACAUAUCUGACUUUCAUUUCAUUCCAACCACAGUUGUGGGGAAAAUGGCAGGCACAAAUAUCUCUGUGGACAAGGAGCAGUUCAGUUGUUCGGUGUGUCUGGAAGUACUAUGGGACCCGGUGACCAUACCAUGUGGACAUAGCUAUUGUAUGGAGUGUAUUAAGGGUUACUGGAAGAAAUGUGAAUUGAAAGAAGAGUACAGCUGCCCUCAGUGCAGACGGACCUUCAGUCCCAGACCUCCGCUGUCCAAAAACACCAUGCUGGCUGAUGUCGUUGAGAAACUGAGAACAACAAAUUUUCAGGAUGUUCCUCAGAGUCACACGAAGGCAGCCGAUGUCGAGUGCGACGUUUGCACCGGAAAGAAACACAGAGCCGUUAUGUUUUGCGUGAAAUGUCAGACGUCGUACUGCGAAAUUCACCUGAAACUUCACAACGAAAGAAACCGCGGGAGGAGCCAUCAGCUUGUUGAUGUUACAAAAACGCUUCUUAAAAGAAUUUGUUCACGGCACAAUAAACUAAAGGAGGUUUACUGUCGCACCGACCAUCAGUGCAUUUGUAGUUCGUGCGGAAAAGAUGGGCAUAAGGGGCACAGCAUAGUUUCAUUGAUGGAUGAAAGAGCUGAAAAACAGAAACAGCUUGAGGACGCGUGGAAGAAGUCCAAGCAGAGGUGUAAAGAGAGAGAAAAGGAGCUCAGAGACAUUGUAAAAUACAUCAAGCGCUCCUCACAAGCGGUUGAAGACGACAGCGAGAAGAUCUUCGCCCGACUGCUGCGCUCCAUCGAAAGAAAGCACUCGGAGAUGAAAGAGAUGCUCCGAGGUGAGGAGAGAACGGCUCUGGGGCAGACAGAGAAACUUCUGGAACGACUGAAUCAACAGAUCACCGAACACAGAAGAGGAGAAGCCGAACUAGAAAUGCUCUCAAACACAGAAGAUCAUCUGCAUUUCCUACAGCACUAUAAGAGCCUCUGUGCUCCUCCUGAAGUCGCAAGUCGGCCCAGCAUCGAUGUCCAUCCAUACUUUUCAUUGCUGAUAUUGAGAAAAGCUCUCACCGAACUACAAGAAAAAGUCAACGAUGUGUGCGAGAGAGAGAUGGCAAGGAUCUCAGAUGUUGUCGAUGAAGAACAAAGCCAGUCAUCUGAAAAUUCUGAACGUUUAUCAGUCAACACUGAAACAGCACAUAGAAAUUCACAACAGACCAGAGAAGAGCUCAAGACCAGAAGAGACUUCUUACAAUAUUCCUGUGAUUUGACGUUUGACCCAAACACUGCAAACUCCUUCCUCCGACUUUCUGCAGAAAACAAAGUCGUCGCCACAGAACACGAGUCUCAGUCGUACCCGGAUCACCCCGAUCGGUUCGGCAGCUGGGCUCAGGUCUUAUGCGUGGAGGGUCUUGCCGGGCGCUCUUACUGGGAGGUGGAGUGGGGAGGCAAUGGAGGCGUUUCCAUUGGAAUUUCCUACAAGGGGAUUCCCAGAACCGGAGGGAGUACCGACCGAAAACUGGGACGUAAUUCCAAAUCCUGGAGUUUGGAGUUCACGGAUUCUCUCUGCUUGUUUCAGCACAGCAAGUCGAGUGUAGAAAUACACACCCCUGCGCCGGAAAGGGUCGGGGUGUUUCUUGAUCACGCGGCUGGGAUUUUGGCUUUCUAUAGCGUUUCUCUUGAAGACGACUCCAUGACAUUACUGCAUCGAGAGCUGACCUCCUUUACACAGCCACUUUACCCUGGAUUUUGGGUUGGAUUGGGUUCCACUUUAAAACUUUGUCAAACUUUUAGCUUUGCUGCUUAAUGUUAUCAUUUUCUACAUCUUAUUUACAGGGAUGUAGUAACAGCUUUGGAAAUACAUCUGUCAUUCAUUACCCCACAUGUGAGUUUUGGGUAAAUUAACCCUUUAAAUAAAAGUGUAAAAUUUUGAAA